This is a messenger RNA of Carya illinoinensis, 570 nucleotides long. RefSeq names its product secreted RxLR effector protein 78-like. The record is from RefSeq and is a predicted model, not a curated record. The transcript has 2 exons. Lineage: Eukaryota; Viridiplantae; Streptophyta; Magnoliopsida; Fagales; Juglandaceae. The coding region runs from base 1 to 570 and encodes 189 amino acids.
AUGAAUGCUGAGUUGUUGAAGCCUUUCAUGAGCGAAGACGCCAAGGAAGCUAUAUUUCAGAUGGGCCCUUUAAAAGCACCUGGUCCAGUUGGUUAUAGGGCCUAUUUUUAUCAGACUCAUGUUUACAAAGCUAUCACCAAGAUGCUUGCCAAUAGAGAAACUUUGAUCUUGCCUGAUAUUGCUUUUGCUCCUAGGAGACUAAUUAGUGAUAAUAUCAUGGCGGCAUAUGAAACACUCCAUACUAUGAAAACCCAAUUAAGUGGUAGGCAAGGCUAUAUGGCUUUAAAAUUGGACAUGAGCAAAGCCUAUAAUCGAGUGGAGUGGGACUGUUUAGCAUCUAUCCUGUCUAAACUGGGAUUUGCCGAUCAAUGGGUUGAUUUAGUUCUCACCUGCAUUAAUUCUUCAUCCUUCUCAGUCAUGGUGAAUGGGGUUCCUUUCCAAUGGUUCUUUCUACAAAGCGGGUUAAGACAAGGCUACUCGUUGUCCCCAUAUUUGUUCAUCCUUUGUGCUGAGGCUUUAAGCUCUCAAUUAACUUCUACUAUGCAACAGUGUUAUCUAGUGUGCCUAUAG